This is a messenger RNA of Cuculus canorus (common cuckoo), 1569 nucleotides long. RefSeq names its product SPRY domain containing 3 (gene SPRYD3). Lineage: Eukaryota; Metazoa; Chordata; Aves; Cuculiformes; Cuculidae. Gene Ontology annotation, molecular function: protein binding. The record is from RefSeq and is a predicted model, not a curated record. The transcript has 11 exons. Bases 83 to 1348 code for a protein of 421 amino acids.
CCGGAUGUGAGUGAGGGCGGCGGGGCCGGUGGCGGCCGCAGCGCGAAGCCCAUGGAGGGGUCGGGCGGGGUUGCCCCUCGCCAUGGAUGACCUCCACCUCCACUACAGGUUCCUCAACUGGCGCCGACGCAUCCGCGAGAUCCGCGAGGUUCGCGCUGUGCGUUACCAGGAACGCGCCAAACACAUCCUGGUGGACGGCGAUACCCUCAGUUAUCACGGCAAUUCCGGCGAGGUCGGCUGCUACGUGGCGCCGCGGCCACUUUCCAGGGACAACAAUUACUUUGAGGUGUCGAUCGUGGACAGUGGGGUGCGCGGCACCAUCGCCGUUGGAUUGGUGCCGCAGUAUUACAGUCUGGAUCACCAGCCUGGCUGGCUGCCCGACUCCAUCGCCUACCACGCCGACGAUGGGAAGCUGUACAGCGGCCGUGCCCGCGGGCGCCAGUUGGGCGCUAAAUGCAGUUCUGGCGAUCGCAUCGGGUGCGGUAUCGAACCCGGAUCCUUCGAAGCCCAAACGGCUCAAGUGUUCUUCACCAAGAACGGCAAAAGGGUGGGCUGUGCGGCGGUGCCACUGCCCCCCCCGGGGUUAUUCCCGGCGGUGGGAAUGCACUCUCUGGGUGAGGAGGUUCGGCUGCACCUUCACGCGGAGCCGCGGCGCGACGAGGACGACAGCGCAAUGAUGGUCGACAGCUUCGAGGAGGAGUGGGGGCGCCUGCACAACGUCCGCCUCUGCGGCACCCUGCUGGAGUACGUGGGGCAGGGCCGGAGCAUUGUGGACGUGGGGCUGGCGCAGGCGCGGAGCCCCCUCAGCCCCCGCACGCACUACUUUGAGGUGGAGAUCGUCGACCCCGGAGAGAAGUGCUACAUUGCCCUCGGGCUGGCGAGAAAGGACUACCCCAAGAACCGGCACCCCGGCUGGAGCAGGGGAUCCGUGGCCUAUCACGCAGACGAUGGGAAGAUCUUCCAUGGCAGUGGGGUGGGGGACCCCUUCGGCCCCCGCUGCUACAAGGGCGACAUCAUGGGCUGCGGAAUUAUGUUCCCGCGGGAUUACAGCCUCGACAGUGAAGGUGACAGCGAUGACGCGUGUGACACAGCGGAGCUGAGGCCGCGGGCUCUGAGGAAUGUGAUGUUCCUGCCGGGGGGCGACGACGAUGAUGACGACGACGACGACGACGAGGACGAGACGGAGCCCGAACUCGAGGGCAGGAAAGUGGUGGUAUUUUUCACGCGCAACGGGCAGGUGAUCGGCAAGAAGGAGGCGCUGGUGCCGCCGGGGGGGUAUUUCCCCACCGUGGGGAUGCUCAGCUCGGGGGAGAAGGUGAAGGUGGACCUGCACCCCCUUAGCGGAUAGGGGGGGGGGCCCCCCAAAAAAAACGUUUAUGGAGGCACAGAGAGGAAGGGGGGGCCCCGACUUUCUUCCCCCCCCCUUCCCAGUUCUCCUGCACUUUAAGGCUUUUGCCACACCAGUUUGGGAUUGGUGUUACUGGAAGUGUGUGUGUCGGGGGGUGAGCUGGUUUUUGGGGUGCCCCCAUCAGCCCCCCCCCCAAAAAUCCCUUUAUCCCCACCCAGAAC